AUGUCCUCGAACGCAGACGAUGAAAAUGUUGAGCAAUGGAAGAUUAAGAGACUCAUAAAGCAGCUGGGACAGAGCCGUGGAAGUGGAACAUCGAUGAUUUCUCUGGUCAUUAAACCCAAGGAUGAUAUUUCACGUAUUAACCGCAUGCUUACAGAAGAAUAUGGUACUGCUUCGAACAUCAAAAACCGUGUUAACCGUCUAUCCGUACUCUCCGCAAUUUCCUCUACUCAACAAAAGCUGAAGAAAUAUAACAGGACCCCACCUAACGGUUUGGUUAUAUAUUGCGGCACUGUGUUAACGGAGGAUGGUAAGGAGAAGAAGGUUAACACUGAUUUUGAGCCAUUCAAGCCGGUCAACACAUCGCUGUAUUUAUGUGACAGCAAGUUCCAUGUGGAGCCUUUAAUGGAGUUGUUAGAAUCGAAUGACCGUUUUGGAUUCAUUGUAAUGGAUGGUAGUGGUAGUUUGUUCGCAGCAGUUCAAGGUAACAAUCGGGAAGUACUACACAAGUUCAGUGUUGACUUACCCAAAAAACAUCGAAGAGGUGGUCAGUCUUCGGUUCGUUUUGCCCGAUUGCGAACGGAGCGGCGUCAUAACUAUGUUCGACGAGUGGGUGAGAUAGCAACUACGCUAUUUAUUACUAAUGAUAAGCCGAAUGUGACCGGUUUGAUAUUAGCAGGAAGUGCAGAUUUUAAAACAGAGCUCGCUCAAUCCGAUUUGUUGGACCCUAGACUGGCGUUGAAGGUUAUUAAAAUCGUGGAUAUUGCAUACGGGGGUGAGAAUGGUCUUAAUCAGGCUAUAGAGAUCAGUCAGGAUACCCUCAGCAACGUAAAACUUGUUCAUGAAAAGAAGAUUAUAUGUCAGUUCUUUGACGAAGUUGCAACAGACUCAGGAAAAUACAUUUAUGGAAUUCACGAUACUAUCAAAGCACUCGAAAUGGGAUGUGUUGAAAUACUUAUUGUCUGGGAGAAUCUUACUACUGAACGACUUGUCGUACAGGAUACUAUUUCCAAUGAACAAAAAAUUCUAUACAUUGAUGCUGACCCUACUGGUAGGACUACCAUUGCUGAUAAACUUAAAGAACAUGAAAGCCAAGGGGAUUUAGAGGUCGUCGAAAGAAUGCUCCUCGCCGAAUGGCUGGUACAAAAUUAUCAAAAUUUCGGCGCAGAAAUGGAAUUUGUUACGACCGCUUCCCAAGAAGGAUCUCAAUUCCAGAAAGGCUUCGGUGGCCUCGGAGGUAUCCUCCGGUACAAGGUUGACUUCGCCGAAAUGGAGCCCGAAUAUGCCGAUGACAGCGACGAUGAUUUCAUGUAA
Molecule: messenger RNA, 1311 nt
Organism: Gregarina niphandrodes
Lineage: Eukaryota; Apicomplexa; Conoidasida; Eugregarinorida; Gregarinidae
Product: eukaryotic peptide chain release factor subunit 1
Exons: 2
Coding region: 1-1311 (436 amino acids)
Biological process (GO): cytoplasmic translational termination
Cellular component (GO): cytosol; translation release factor complex
Molecular function (GO): translation release factor activity, codon specific; sequence-specific mRNA binding
Source: RefSeq, a predicted model, not a curated record